Adineta steineri is the source of this 145-nucleotide messenger RNA. NCBI's taxonomy places the organism in Eukaryota, Metazoa, Rotifera, Eurotatoria, Adinetida, Adinetidae. The record is from the annotation of a GenBank genome assembly.
AUGGAAUAUUUCGAAAAAUUAAAAACUUACGGUGAUCAAGUUAAAAAUGUGGUUGUUAAAUCAAUGGUUGAUACAGCUCAUGGUGGACAAAAAAUGUUUAAAGAUGUUCUACCAGGAAAUUUAGUUACACGUGAAUUUGAAGUAU